This is a messenger RNA of Daucus carota subsp. sativus, 2416 nucleotides long. Its product is annotated as probable ATP-dependent DNA helicase CHR719. Gene Ontology annotation, molecular function: ATP binding; DNA binding; ATP-dependent chromatin remodeler activity. Gene Ontology annotation, biological process: positive regulation of transcription by RNA polymerase II. The coding region runs from base 570 to 2336 and encodes 588 amino acids. Gene Ontology annotation, cellular component: nucleus. Lineage: Eukaryota; Viridiplantae; Streptophyta; Magnoliopsida; Apiales; Apiaceae. The record is from RefSeq and is a predicted model, not a curated record. The transcript is spliced from 6 exons.
CGAUCAAGAAAUUAACAGAUUCAUUUUCUCAUCUCUGUCUUCGAUUGCUCUUCUCAUCCCUAUCUCUCUCUAGAAUUCUCUCCAUCAUUGUUACUGUGCUGUAUAAUUACGUCCUAUAACAGCAUCAUCAUCACAAUCCUCCUCCUCAUUUCACGGUCCUUGGCAUCAAUUGAGUUCCGACGAAACUCUAACUCGUUAUUAAAAAGCCCUAACUCGGUUUGAUUAACAUCAGUCAACUCAGUGCGAUUUUCAGUAGGUGACUCGCUCUCUUCGCCCCGAUCGAAUAAGUGAAACGAUGUGUUCUCCUCGAAGCUGACGCUGGUAAUGGAGAUUGUUUCUUCCUCGAUUUCGCUGUUAAAGUUCAUUUUUUUCGAGAUUUGAGUUUAAUUGGUGAUGUUAGUGUGUUGAAUUGAUGGUGAUUGGUGAAUUAGGAUUGGUGAACUCGGUUUGAUUAACAUCAGUCAACUCAGUGCGAUUUUCAGUAGGUGACUCGCUCUCUUCGCCCCGGUCGAAUUAGGAUGUGUUUGAUCUAGAGACAAAGCAACGGUCUCUUCUUUUUCAGGUUGAAAAUGGGAGACAUUAUAGUUGGUGCCCCACAUCCUGAUGCAUCCAUUGUCUUGUUGAGAGCUUUUCAUGAUCACAGGAGAGCAGGAAAUGAUAUAGACCGGUCAUAUAGAUAUGCUAGAGAUACUCAUCCCUUGGAGUUCAGGAUCGUUAUGGAGAGAGCUCUUAGACAUGGACAUCAGUUCCGUGUGCCUACUGAUAUGUCCCAUUGGAGAUACGAGAUCAUGUUUAAAGGCCAUCACAGGACUUCUCAGAAUGGGGUAUCCAUCGGACGCACCGGGUGUGCUACUUGCGUGGUUGCUAAGUAUCGAAACCAUAAUUUUGGUGAUGGAGCUGGCCGGAUUCGUAUUGGAGGAUCUGGAGGACGUAUCAAGGAGGCCAAUAGACGAGGACAACGCCUUCUGUCAGAUCAGGAGAUGACCGUCUACAACACUGCUCUCCAUCGAUCUAUUUUUAGUGGACUUCCCGUCCGGUUAUAUGCGCACGUGCCUUUGCCAGAUGAGCAGUACUACUACGUGGGACUUGUUCGGGUCACUAGAGUUAUACAGCUUUGGACUCCAGAGGAUUUUCAUUGUUACGAGUAUAGAGUUGUUCGUUUCCCCUGGAAUGGGGUCGAUGUUGGAGAGCUAGGAGGGCAUGAAGAGCAAGUCCCAGUUUUUGAAGGUCAUGAUGAAGUAUUAGCUCUUGAAUGGCAUGCUGAUGAUGAACCUGAUGCGGAUGUGGAACCCGAGCUCGAUGAUUCACUCGAAGACCAACAACAUGAAAAGGUGACUGAGCAGCCUUCUAUGCUUCUGGGUGGAGAACUCAGUGCAUAUCACCUGGAAGGACUUGAGUGGAUGCUUAAUUUGUUCAAUAAGAAUUUGAGUGGAAUAUUGGCUAAUGAGAUGGGGUUGGAUAAGACAAUCCAGACCAUCUCCCUGAUUGCUUAUCUAAUGGAGAACAAGAAUGUGGCUGGACCGCACUUGAUUGUGGUCUCAAAGGCUGUACUAUCAUAUUGGAUGAUUGGAUUCAGUACUUGGGUUCCUAGCAUUAUUGUUGUUCAUUAUGAUGGCCGUGUGGAGGAGAGAAAGGUACUGAGGGAUGCAUAUUCAGGAAAGGAGAAAUUUAAUGUAUUGAUCACUGACUUUGACAUGGUUAUGAGAGAUAGAGCAUAUCUUAAAAAAGUUCAGUGGCAGUACAUGUUUGUUGACGAAGGACAUAGGCUAAUCACUUACGAAUCUUUUGCAAGGGCUGUCAACUCGGGUUUUAAAAUACGAAGGAAAAUUUUGCUGAGUGGAAACCCAGUUCCAAAUAGUUCACAGGAGUUAUGGCCACUGCUUAACUUUGUCCUACCAAACAUCUUCAAUUCAGCUGAGAAUUUCGAGCUGUGGUUUAAUGAUCCCUUUGCAGAGGGAUGUGAUGUUUCUCGUACAGAUCAAGAGAAGUUAAGGGUCAUUUGUCGUUUGCAACAUGUUUUAAGGCCAUUCAUGUUGAGUAGGAAGAAAAUGGAUAAUGAAAGGCCAAAAGAGAACAACAGACCUCGACUCAUGGAAGAAAACGAGGUACCAGAAUGGGCAUAUCCUCAGCCUGACCUAAAUAACACCGGGGAUUAUAAAAGUGCCAAUGUCAGUGGAAAGAGAUGCUGGGAGCCGGUGACAUGGAAUAUUCACAAAAGAAAGAGGUCCAGCUGCAUUUAUAUGCCUCCGGUGACAUGGAAUAUUCACAAAAGAAAGAGGUCCAGCUGCAUUUAUAUGCCUCCUCAUGCAGUUCUAGGUUCAGCAAAUGUUGUCUAGUGAUCUUGAUUAUCAUUUGGAGAUGCUAACUGUUUUCACCGGUUUCGGUUACGGUUUCGGUUUCAAUUCGGUUUCUUGCU